Molecule: messenger RNA, 1301 nt
Organism: Papilio machaon (common yellow swallowtail)
Lineage: Eukaryota; Metazoa; Arthropoda; Insecta; Lepidoptera; Papilionidae
Exons: 2
Coding region: 83-1150 (355 amino acids)
Cellular component (GO): chitin-based extracellular matrix
Molecular function (GO): structural constituent of chitin-based larval cuticle
Source: RefSeq, a predicted model, not a curated record
CGACCUCAUAUAGCCGGCGCGGGAGGCGUUUCCUUUAUUUGUUGGUUGUUCGUCGCGUGAUUGUGUCGUGCUUCGGAACAUCAUGAAGACAUUACUGAUAUGUAUGCUGUGUGCAGUCACAGUCUAUGCUCAAUUUGAUUCGCCUACUCCACCAAGACUCCAAAUUCCUGGAGCGAUCCCAUUAGGCGGACCGCGGCAGGGCGGCUUCAGACAAGGAAGACUGCAAGCUACUGGACCGCUCCCCGGCGUAGUAAACAGAAUUAGGAGACCUGGUCUGGCCAGGCCAUCGUUCAAGUCUGUAGAUGCCGCUCCCCGGCCGAGUCUACAGUCUCUGGAGGAAACUGCAAAACCAGUCACCGAAGAACCAGAAGAUGACGUGGACAUCAACACACCAACAGCUUUUGUUUCUAAUGCUUUCUCUACAGCUGAGCCACAAAACGACUACUUUGAUAUCACUACUACAUCACAGCCAAAACCACCAAUUGUCUACAAUCCCACACCUUUCACUCAAACAACCCCGACGGCGCCUAGACAAGAACCAGUCAGACCCACGCAGUACAGGCCAUUAGUGUCACCUCAGUCGUUCGCCCCACAAAGAAACGAGGCACCCCGACCGCAACCGGCGCGCCUGCAGCCUCUAUCGAGCCGCCCGCAGCGCCCGGCCUUCCGACCUGAGCCCAAACCUUUCGUCGAUGAAGAGGAAGUGCAGAUUCAACCAGUACGCCAAUACAACCGUCAAGAACAAGUCAAUCGUGCUCCUGUUAAAAGCGUUCCUCAACAGAAAUACAGUCCAUCAAAUUCUAGGGAGAAGAAGCCAGUAGCCCAAAUCAUCAGAAAGUUCAGAGAGGAAAAUGACGACGGAAGUAUCACCUGGGGCUUUGAAAAUGAUGACGGAUCAUUCAAAGAGGAAACCAUCGGUUACAAUUGUGUUACUCGAGGCAAAUAUGGCUACGUUGACCCUGACGGCGUAAAACGCGAAUACAACUACGAGACAGGUGUACCUUGCGAUAAAGCAAACGAGGAAAAGGAACAAAAGGGUUUCAUAGAUUACCAAGAGAACAAAGCCGUAUUGCCCAAUGGCAUCACAAUCGAUCUCGCAGCUAUGGGGAAGAAAUCUAAGAGGCCAUUCAGAUCACCGAGUAUUCACUAGAUCUUAAGUAUAUUACAAUAUUUAUUUUAGGAAAAUUUAUUUUUAAGUCAACUUUUUCGUUCUAUUUCGUAACAACUGUAAGUUGUUUUAGCUGGUCUAUGACGUCAGCUUCAACUAACAAAUAAGACGAAAAUAUAACCAUUAAAAAUGA